Messenger RNA from Durio zibethinus, 1633 nucleotides. RefSeq names its product FASCICLIN-like arabinogalactan 2 (gene FLA2). Gene Ontology annotation, cellular component: plasma membrane. Gene Ontology annotation, biological process: shoot system development; root development. Lineage: Eukaryota; Viridiplantae; Streptophyta; Magnoliopsida; Malvales; Malvaceae. The record is from RefSeq and is a predicted model, not a curated record.
AAACACAAACACCAUCACAAUCUCUCAAGUUCCAUACCCACUGUUAGUCUCCUCCACUCCCAAGCCAACACCUCUCCUCCAUCAUGCCACCACUAACCACUCUCUUCCCCUCCCUUGCCCUCUUCCUCCUCCUCCUCUUAUCCUCCUCCACGACCUCAAAUGCACACAACAUCACACGCAUCCUUGCCAAGCACCCUGAAUUCUCCACCUUCAAUCACUACCUCACCAUAACUCACCUGGCUGCAGAGAUCAACCGACGUGAAACCAUAACUGUUCUAGCACUUGACAAUGCUGCCAUGUCAUCCCUCCUGGCUAAACAGUUCUCCCUCUACACCGUCAAGAAUGUCCUGUCUCUCCAUGUUCUUGUCGACUACUUUGGUUCUAAGAAGCUCCAUCAGAUUACCAACGGAACAGCUUUGACUUCUACCAUGUUCCAGGCAACGGGUUCUGCUCCAGGUUCCUCAGGGUACAUCAAUAUCACUGAUCUUAAAGGCGGAAAAGUUGGGUUCGGUGCAGAAGACAACAAUGGAAAACUUGAUGCAGUUUAUGUGAAAUCUGUAGCUGAGAUUCCUUAUAAUAUUUCUGUCUUACAAAUUAGUAAGGUUCUGAAUUCAGCUGAAGCUGAAGCACCAACGGCAGAGCCAAGCCAGCUUAAUCUGACGGAAAUAAUGUCAAAGCAAGGCUGCAAAGCCUUUUCAGACUUGCUGAAAGCUUCAGGAGCUGAUGCAACAUUUAACGAAAACAUUGAUGGAGGUUUGACAGUGUUUUGCCCAACUGACCCUGUUAUCGAUGGUUUUAUGCCCAAAUACAAGAAUUUGACAGCAUCCCAGAAAGUGGCCCUGUUAUUGUUCCAUGGCAUUCCUGUGUAUAUGUCCUUGCAAAUGCUGAAAUCCAACAAUGGGAUUAUGAACACGUUGGCAACAGAUGGAGCAAACAAGUAUGAUUUCUCCGUGCAAAACGACGGCGAGGUCGUGACAUUGAAGACCAAGGUCAUGACUUCAAAGAUUACAGGGACUUUGAAGGAUCAAGAGCCAUUGAUUGUGUAUAAAAUUGACAAGGUGUUGUUGCCUAGGGAGUUGUUCAAGCCAGUGGAAGCUGCUGAGGCACCAAAGUCAUCCAAAUCCAAGCACAAGGCAGCAGAUGCACCAGAAUCUGAUGCACCAGCAGAGAGUGACCCAGCUGAUGUUCAGACGGCAGAUAAUGAAAAUGGGGUUGUGGGAUUGGACGGUGGGAGAUUGAUAAUGGUGUCGUUGAGCUUGUGCAUUGGGGUGUUGUUGAUUUGAAUAUAGUGACAUAGAAAUAUUUGAUCAGAUUGAUACAGAUUGCAUCAGAGAAUACUUUUUAGGACAUGGGGUCGUUAUUCAUGUGAGAGAUUUGAAGUUUUCUUUUCUUGCUUUUGUUUUCUUCCCUCUAUUUCUCUGGUGGCUUGUGAACAAAAUAGCAAUAAGUGAUUAGUCCCACUUGCAUUGGUCCUUUUCUUUAUUUUUUUUCAUGUCUGUCAUUAUUUGCUUGUAUAGAAUAGACUACAAUCAAUGCAUUUUGGUUGAGCUGUAAAUGCAAUAUUCUUUUCUUCUUAUUUUGAAUUUUUUAAUUUCCUUAUGAGCUGUAUCCAAAUUAAUCUAUAUAAUUAUGA